CUUGAAAGUAACAUAUGAUUGAGUAAUAAAUAUGUACAGAGAUACAAGUGUGUAAAGAGCUAAUUUCUAAUUGUGUUUAUUUCAGCUUUUGAAUGUGCUCAUUCAUAGUUUUUGGGUCAUAUCCAUGUCUCACAACUGACCUUUUACAACAGAAUCUUCUUUUCAGGGGGAUGCCCUUUGCUUCUCAGAUGUAAUGCACCUUAUGUUUAUUUUUCAACAGUGAAAAUGAGUCAUACAGAGGUUAAAUUAAAAAUACCUUUUGGAAGUAAAUUACUGGAUGCCGUUUGUUUGGUACCUAACAAGAACAUAGCAUAUGGAAUAAUUCUUACACAUGGAGCAUCAGGAGAUAUGAAUCUUCCUCAUUUGAUGUCACUGGCAUCCCAUCUUGCAUCUCACGGGUUUUUUUGCCUGAGAUUUACUUGCAAAGGCCUUAAUAUUGUACAUAGAAUUAAGGCAUAUAAAGCAGUUUUGAGUUACCUGAAGACCUCAGGAGAAUACAAACUUGCUGGUGUUUUUCUUGGAGGUCGUUCGAUGGGCUCAAGAGCAGCUGCUUCUGUAAUGUGUCAUACUGAGCCAGAUGAUGCUGUUGAUUUUGUUCGAGGUCUCAUUUGUAUUUCUUACCCACUGCACCAUCCAAAGCAGCAGCAUAAACUCA
This is a messenger RNA of Grammomys surdaster, 655 nucleotides long. Its product is annotated as testis-expressed protein 30. The annotation marks the transcript as partial. The record is from RefSeq and is a predicted model, not a curated record. NCBI's taxonomy places the organism in Eukaryota, Metazoa, Chordata, Mammalia, Rodentia, Muridae. The transcript has 4 exons.